This is a messenger RNA of Durusdinium trenchii, 2181 nucleotides long. The record is from the annotation of a GenBank genome assembly. NCBI's taxonomy places the organism in Eukaryota, Dinophyceae, Suessiales, Symbiodiniaceae.
AUGCUGGGCGAUCUCAUGGAGAGAACAUCUCUGGCGGAUGCGCUAGACAAAUUGCAGUCUGAUGUUGCUUCGCAAAGCUUUGCCGGACUGGAUGCACUGAAGGGGUGGCUUGAGGAUCAAGGAAACCUUGAGAAGGCGGACGGCGAUCCAGAAGUUUGGCCAGCAGUGCUGAAAGUCUUAGAGAAGUAUGGCAAGCGCCAGUUGCAGGCCCUUUUCAAAGCAGGUGGUCGCAAAGGCACCUUCAAAGCCGAUGGUCCCGCGGUGUUGCAGCAGGUUUUGCAGCACAUGGGUCGCAGGCGGUUGCGAAAAACAGCACCGACCGCACCCUUGGUGAAAGCGCAACAGCGAAUUUGGAUGCACAUCGAGGAAGUCUUGCGCAGCGAGAUUGUGGGAGCCAAGCAGCCGGAGUCAUUGUUCUAUUUUUGCAAAGCUGCCGCAGCGCUGUCAGAAGCAGCAGAGCAUGGAGCACUUCUAGAGCUCCGUGGCAGCGCUGUGAAGCGACUUUGGAAACCCUUGUUGGAGGUGUCCGGCAGUUCCCGCACACAAGGCAUCGCUUUGGAUGCUGCAGCCAAUCUGUGUCGCCAUUUGGAUGGUGACAUUGUGGGGGACUUGCCGUUCAUUUGUGAGCGGUCAUUGGCGUUGUUGCAGAGCUGCGGGCAAGCCGCAGCAAACUGCUUGGCAGCUGCGGCCCUUCGUGCUCCGUUCGCGUUCAGAGACUGGCUCACACGGCACCUAGAGAUGUUGCUGGGAAAAGUUACUGCUUCGUGGCCGACACAGCCGCAGAAUAUAGAUCAACUGGAACUUGUGCUGCGGCUAGCUUUGAACUUGGGUGUGACCUUGCCAAAGCGAGAGGCACAAACUCUCCUGCCAUUGGUGACCGAGACUUUAGAUCUCCAUGCGCGUGCCAAUGCUAGUGUGGAGCAGAGCCGUUGGCGCGGUGCCAAAGACCGCAGUACACUGCUGCGCACCCGCUUGGCAGACUUGAUGGCAGCAUUGCUUUGGCAAUCGCAUGGAUCUGCAACCGACGCGACAAACGAGAUUUGCACGCAAUUGGACCGUCGAUGCUUGCCAUGGGCUUUGUGUCUUGUGCGCUUUGCAGAGCGGGAGCACUGUUUGAGUGACCCAUUGCUAGUGCAGCUUCUGGCUGCUGUGUUGCGGCAGCUGUCGAAAGCCCGGGUGGAGAUGGAGCUCCCAGCCUUGCACACUGCUCUUGCAGCCUUGCUCAAUACACAUGGCUGGGCGCGGCUGGGUCAACGAAUUUCGCUUCCUGUGUGGUGCAGCUUGUUGUGCCCCGAGAUGCAGUGCUCACUUGCCAGUCCAGGCAUUGUCGAGUUGUUGCCUGCUUUAGAUCGACAUCAAUGCACACCAGAACUCUUGGCGCAGUUCACAGCUGUGGUGGAAUAUGUCAAGGCCGCAUCCAGCAACAAGCAGCUCUCAUCCAGCUUCUGGCCAGUACUCUCCAUGCUUUUUCUGCUGCUGCCCGUCAAUGACGUCAAAGAACUGCAGGAGAACUUCUUCUCACAGAUUUCCACCAAAUCACCAUCUCCGAUGCGUGCUUGCAUACCUGCCGCAGCAAGGCGACAGCAACUAGGAUUCGAUCUGCAAAGGCACCUGCUGGAGGUCUUGCUGCUGGAGACCUUCGACUAUCAGGCAGCUUUCCUAAGGAUCUCUUCAACUUCUCAUCUUCCAGACCCGCCAGAACCACAAGAAGCCGUCUCAGCGGAGUGGACCUUGGAGAUGAACGACUUCUACUUGGCGGUGCCACUGAAGGAAGUGCCCCAACAACCGGCAAGCGAACUGAUCCGCCAGCGCUGCUCGUGGCUUCAUUUCGAUACGGUCUUGCAAAGACGCUUGGCAAUGGCUGCCCUGUGUGAGACCACCGAAUCCAGGUCAGCACAAGGAAGUGGCGCUGCAGGCCUUGGUGCCGAGAUAGAUGAGGUGCUGCUGCAUCGCUUUGGCUCUGCAGCAGCGCUGCAGGUGGAUGAUGAUGCACUGUCAGUGGACUCUGGACACCUGUUCAGCACGCGCUUGGCUAGCCUGCAUUGGUGUCCUGCACCGGGCAAAGCUGCUUCUCAUCCUUGGGAAUGCAACAGACCUCAGCUGUGUCCGAAAUCCUUCGUGGUGAUCGUCGUCACAAUGCACAGGCCGGCGUUCAUGCUUCCACCGGCGCUUGCCAAGUAG